AUGGCAGAUGGUGAGAAGGAGAUGACUGAUUGUGGAAAGGAGAUGACUGAUGGUGGAAAGGAGAUGACAGAUGGUGGGAAGGAGAUGACUGUUGGUGAGAAGGAGAUGACAGAUGGUGGAAAGGAGAUAACAGAUGGUGGAAAGGAGAUGACUGAUGGUGGAAAGGAGAUGACAGAUGGUGGAAAGGAGAUGACUGAUGGUGGAAAGGAGAUGACAAAUGGCGGAAAAGAGAUGAGAGAUGGUGAGAAGGAGAUGACUGAUUAUGGAAAGGAGAUGACUGAUGGUGGAAAGGAGAUGACUGAUGGUGGAAAGAAUAUUACAGAUGAUGUAAUGGAAAUGAGUGAUGAUAAUGAAGAAAUAGAGAUGACAAGUGUUGAUAUAUUUGCAGGGAAAAGAAGAAAAAAAGAUUCAGCAGAAAAAGUUACCUCGACAGUGGUCAACCAUGGCCAGGAUGAAGACUAUUCAUGCGACGAAUGUUCAGAUGACAGUACCGAUACCUGUGAUCCUAACUUCGAGUGUACUGCAAGUGAAAUUGAAUAUGUCACAAGCGAUGAUGACUUUGCUUCAACAGAUCACAAAAUAGCACGAAGAAACGAUAUAGAAAAGGAUUUUAUAGACCACGUUUCAGAUAGUGAGAUGUCGGAUGUCAUUGUUAAUGAGUGCUAUUUUAGUGAACUUGACCCUGAAUUAAACACGGAAAUAGGUACAUCAGAAAGAAAAACCAAUGAGAAUACUGAGGACACUGAGGACGAGGGUGGAACACAAAUAUUUGGAUUAUUGCCAAAAGGACAAAAAAAAGAAGGAUGUAAAAACACUUAUGAUAAACAGAAUUAUUGCACAUUCUGCAAAAAAAUGAUAAAAAGCAAAAUUUCACGUCAUCUUUUAAAUGUUCAUAAACUGGAACCAAGAGUGAGCAAAAUAUGCCUACUAACUAAAAGAUCAGACGAGCGUAGAAUCGAGUUAGAAAUGCUGGCCAAUGAAGGCAACUUCAAACACAAUAUAAAGGUUCUACAAGACCAGGAAGGAAUGCUAGUAGUGGGGAGAAGGGAAACAACAGGACGGAACAUUCAGCCUGGAGACUAUUUACCUUGUGAAUACUGCAGAAAGUUCAUAAUGAAGCAUACUCUCUGGUGGCAUCACCGAACAUGCACAGUUCGAAAGUUUAACGAAGUGAAGGAACCAGACGUAGAAAAUGACGACGACGUAGAAAAUGACCAGAAUUUGAACACAAACAACGCUGUACGACGUGGACGCCAUCUCUUACAUAGUGCAUUAAUGGAGGAGUCUGAUCCAUUCGUGAAAAAAAUGUUGGACAGGAUGCACAAUGAUGAGGUCAAGGAUGUUGUUGCACAUGAUAAGCUUAUUAGGAAAUAUGCAGCGCUGCGUGUGGAAGACCUGGGCAGUGAAAGCGACCAGAAAAUAAACGAUAUCCACAGGGUAUCACAGUGUUGCCGGACAUUAGGAAGAUUGAUUUUGCAAUGCAGAGAAAUAAACCUUACUUCGAUGAUCAAUAUUGACAGCCUCAUUUCACCAGAACAUUUUGAUCUUGUCGUCGCCUCCACCAAAUUGAUGUCUAUAGACAAAGAAAAUCCUGCUGUCUCUUUGGGCAGGUAUCUUGGAAAUAUACUGGGCCAUAUCAUUCAAGUAAAAAUUGGGGAUGCUUUGAGAUGUGGAGAGUCUGACGAAGGUAGAUGCCAUAAGGCUUCGGGCUUUCAAAAGCUGUUUGAAGCCGAGUGGAACUAUAGAGUUAACUCUGUGUGUGUAAAACGAAUGAACACAUUACAUGGACAGAAGGUGCAAACAAUUCCACUGACAGAAGAUCUGAAAACGCUCACAGCAUUCAUCAUCUGCAACAUGAACCAAGCAUCCACAGCACUGCGGGAACACCCGAUGGCUUGUGAUUGGACAAAACUUGCAAAAUUGACUAUGUGCAGGCUGAUUCUAUUCAACAAACGAAUGCGAGCUGAAGUGAAGGACUUGAAGGUUGACGACUAA
Molecule: messenger RNA, 1995 nt
Organism: Mizuhopecten yessoensis (Yesso scallop)
Lineage: Eukaryota; Metazoa; Mollusca; Bivalvia; Pectinida; Pectinidae
Exons: 2
Coding region: 1-1995 (664 amino acids)
Source: RefSeq, a predicted model, not a curated record